Paecilomyces variotii is the source of this 1101-nucleotide messenger RNA. Its product is annotated as formamidopyrimidine-dna glycosylase. The record is from RefSeq and is a predicted model, not a curated record. Gene Ontology annotation, molecular function: DNA-(apurinic or apyrimidinic site) endonuclease activity; DNA N-glycosylase activity; zinc ion binding. Gene Ontology annotation, biological process: base-excision repair. Lineage: Eukaryota; Fungi; Ascomycota; Eurotiomycetes; Eurotiales; Thermoascaceae. The transcript has 2 exons. The coding region runs from base 1 to 1101 and encodes 366 amino acids. Gene Ontology annotation, cellular component: nucleus.
AUGCCCGAGUUAGCAGAGGUGUCACGCAUUGUGCACUUCAUUCGCAAGCAUCUUGUUGGCAAGAAAUUGGCCAAUGUCCAAACGCAACAUGAUGAUAUUGUCUUCGGUAAAGCUGGCACAAGCGCAGCAGAGUUCCAAAAGGCCAUGCAGGGAAAGACUAUCGCUGGUGCUGGCCAGCAGGGCAAAUAUUUCUGGAUUACCAUGUCUUCACCACCUCAUGCAGUCAUGCAUUUCGGUAUGGCUGGAUGGAUGAAGAUCAGGGAUGCGGAUACGUACUAUUACCGAACAGACAAGCCGGAGGACAAAGACUGGCCGCCCAAGUACUGGAAGUUUCUCUUGGAGACUGAUGAAGACCCGAAGACGGAAGCUGCAUUUGUUGAUUUUCGGAGACUUGCGAGAAUCAGGCUGGUCGAUUGCCCAGCAGAUGACAUUCGGAAGUACAGUCCUUUGAAAGAGAACGGGCCGGACCCCGUUGCAGACAAGGAUACGGUGACUGAAGAGUGGCUCAAGGAGAAAGUGAAGAGCAAGAAGGUACCUAUAAAAGCUCUUCUGCUUGACCAGGCGAAUAUAAGUGGAAUUGGCAAUUGGAUGGGGGAUGAGAUUCUUUACCAUGCAAAGAUACACCCUGAGCAGUACAGCAACACACUCACUGAUGACCAAAUUAAAGAACUGCACUCUUCUAUCCACUACGUCUGCGACACCUCAGUGGAACUGUUGGCAGAUUCCGAAAAGUUCCCGGAAGACUGGCUGUUCAAGCACCGUUGGGGUAAAGGCAAGAAAAACAAGCCUGCUGUCCUGCCCAACGGGGAGAAGAUAGUCUACCUGACGGUAGGAGGAAGAACAAGUGCGGUGGUUCCGUCAGUUCAGAAGAAGACUGGCCCUGUUGCAAAAGACGUCAGCGACGAAGACAAGAAGCGUCCAGCUGCGUUGAAGGAAGAGAGUGAUUCUGAGGCAGUGGAGGAUAGCGCUCCGGCAAAGAAAAGAGCCACAAAUGGCCGCAGUAAAGCGACCGUGAAAAAAGAAGAGGUGGAAGAUAAACCAGCCAAGAAGGCCAAGGAGCAAUCUGCAGGGAGAAGACGAUCAACACGUCUUACUAAAUAG